This is a messenger RNA of Capsaspora owczarzaki ATCC 30864, 752 nucleotides long. Its product is annotated as 60S ribosomal protein L11. The transcript has 2 exons. Gene Ontology annotation, molecular function: RNA binding; structural constituent of ribosome. Gene Ontology annotation, cellular component: cytosolic large ribosomal subunit; ribosome. Gene Ontology annotation, biological process: translation. The record is from RefSeq and is a predicted model, not a curated record. Lineage: Eukaryota; Filasterea; Ministeriida; Capsasporidae. Bases 11 to 604 code for a protein of 197 amino acids.
UUUUAUUCCAAUGGCUGCUGUCGCUCCUAAGGCCACUGAGGCGGUUGCCGAGAAGGUCAACCCCAUGCGUGAGCUCCGCAUCGAGAAGCUCGUCGUCAGCAUCUGCGUCGGCGAGUCUGGUGAUCGUCUCACCCGCGCCGCCAAGGUGCUCGAGCAGCUUACCGGUCAGACCCCCGUCUUCUCGAAGGCCCGCUACACCAUCCGCUCGUUCAGCAUUCGCCGCAACGAAAAGAUUGCCGUCUACGCCACCGUCCGCGGUCCCCAGGCCCUCGACAUUCUCGAGAAGGGCCUCAAGGUCAAGGAGUUUGAGCUUCGCCGUUACAACUUCUCCGACACCGGCAACUUCGGCUUCGGUAUUGAGGAGCACAUCGAUCUCGGCCUCAAGUACGAUCCCUCGAUCGGCAUUUAUGGCAUGGACUUCUACAUUGUCAUGGGCCGCCCCGGCCAGAACAUCAACAAGAAGCGCCGCACCCCCGCUCGCGUCGGCGUUUCGCACCGCAUCUCCAAGGCUGAGACCAUGAAGUGGUUCCAGAAGAAGUUCGAUGGUGUCCUCCUCGGCGGUGCCAGGCCCAUCAAGAAGUCCAACUUCCGCAAGAAGAAAUAAAUUUGUUAACCCUUAUUUUCCUUCUCUGACCUCGGACUCUGGUUGGCAAGGCAGUAUGCGUACACGGCAUGAGCUUUGUCUCUUGUUUUCGCGCUGGAUGUUGCGUGUGUUGCAUUGUACUGUCUUAAAUACUACAUUUUCUCAAACA